Messenger RNA from Maniola jurtina (meadow brown), 1982 nucleotides. RefSeq names its product KIF-binding protein-like (gene L130). NCBI's taxonomy places the organism in Eukaryota, Metazoa, Arthropoda, Insecta, Lepidoptera, Nymphalidae. The transcript has a single exon. The record is from RefSeq and is a predicted model, not a curated record. Bases 83 to 1750 code for a protein of 555 amino acids.
GUAAAAUUUUACACGGUUCGGCCUUUAUUUUAUUAGAUAAACAAUAAGGACGUCUUUAGAAAUUUUUGUGUAUUUUCAAAACAUGGAUACGUUAGUCAAAAUAACUAGUGUUUUUGACCGUUUAAAAACCUUAGUGAGAGAUAAGAAUACAUCUAAUCGUCUUCAAAGUCUCAAAAAGGAUAUAUUACUUCUCCAGUCGGAACUUCUUGUAUUGGGUAAGGAAAAUCAUGGUCUUUACGUAAGAUCAUUGGCAAUGGAAGGUUACCUCGCACUACUUUCUGCUAAAACAAUGCCCUUAUCACUUAAUGAGAAAAAGAACAUAUUAACUGUCGCCUUCGACAAACUCAAACAGUUUGUAUUACGCGAGGAAUGCCUCUUCAUUUUUCUUAGAAUACAGAAUUUACUUUGUUAUUAUCUAAUACAACUGGAUGAAAUUAAUAGUGCAAAAGACAUUCUGGAAAAUAUGGAGGAAUUGUACGAUAAAAUUAGUAAAUCUAAACCGGAUAUUUAUAUUGAUGCUGAAUAUUUAUUUACACCUGAGCCAAUCGGUAAUAUAAAGAGAAUGAAUCCAGAGAAAAUAGAUAAAUUGAUAACAAACAAUGUUCAGAUGUUAGCUUUCUUAUACAAUAAAUUGAAUGUACCUCAAAAAUAUACCCUAUAUAAUCACACAGCACUUAGAAGGCAACUGGAAAUGAAAGAGGGUACUCCGCAAGAUUGGGCCUUGCGCACUGCGAGACUUGGUAAUUACUUCACUUAUCUCAACCAACUUGGUAACGCCCGGCAUCAUUUGUGUGCAGCUUAUCACAUUUUACGUACCUGCCAUGACAAUUGUAAACUCAUGCCCGAAGAAUUCGUUAUUCAAAAGGCUGAUUUUGAAAUGUAUUUCUUAGAAUUAAGUCAUCAUUGGGUUAAAUAUGGUUUAACUCUGUUUAAAUUAUCAAGGAAAAAGAUUUUGUCCCACUUCUUUUCACAACCAGCCUCUAGUGGGUCCGGUGCUGACUUAUGGAAAUCAGUCAAUCUGCUGAAUGAAAGUCUCGAAGAUUCGGAGGCAGAUAAAGAAAACAGCAAGGAUUCUGGAGCUGAAAAAUUCGAUAAAGGGGAUGGCUUGUUGGACAAAGUAUAUAUUUUUCGUUCUUUAGACCUCACAGAUAUAGAGAAAAAAGUUCCGAUAGACAUAAUUAACAAUGCAGAGGAAGCACGAAAACUGUUUUCUUUUACCCACAAAUGGCUAAAGCGCGCGGAGCACUAUUACGACUUUGAACAUCACUCUGCUCAAUAUAUAUCAUGUUCGUUACAGCUUGCUGAAUUGUAUGAGCACCUCGCAUUUUUUGAAAAAAAUCUUGACAAUCAAUAUAACAUUCAAAAGAGACGGGCGGAUGUCUUGGAAAAACUUAAUUCUUUGUUGAAGAAUUGCGAUAAUGUAAUGUCGAUACAAAUAGAUGUUAUUAAGGAGUUAUCUCAAGUUCAACUUGAGUUAAUGGCGCUUAAUUUACAAAAAUUGUGGCGUGAAGAGUCACAAACUAAUAUAUUCAACUUGGAUACCGAUGCCGAUUCGUUAAUCAAUUCUCUGAACUCUGAAUCAAAUAAAACAUUGACGGAAAGGACAUUGAAUACGAGCUCGAAAAAUAUUUUUCUGCAAAAAAUGGAAGCAGCUACUUCAAUCAAUGGUAAACUAUUUCGGCUAAGCGGACAGCUAGGUCAGAGAACACCGUCGGAGUUAAGUUUUGAUUGCGAAUCACUUAAAAACUGAUAAACCUAGGAUCGACAGAGCCGAAAGCCUGGCCCUGCAAACAUCAAACCAUCUUUCUGGCCUUAAGAAUAGAUAACAGAAAUCAAACCGGGUAAUCAUACUUUGCAAACAAUAUUCCUCAUGCGGCACCCCGUCUAAGCGCCUCACAGCAUAUGCAGUACCACACACAGUAUUGCGGCGAGUGUGGGCAAAUGUGGCGGGACUAAUAAAUAAUAUUAGCUAAACAAGGAAC